This is a messenger RNA of Pedinophyceae sp. YPF-701, 2172 nucleotides long. NCBI's taxonomy places the organism in Eukaryota, Viridiplantae, Chlorophyta, Pedinophyceae. The record is from the annotation of a GenBank genome assembly.
AUGCUCGCAAAGCCCGUAGGCCUCUCCGGGCCGCGCGCCGGCGCGCGUGCGCCCCGGGGCCGUGGUUACGGCAGCCGCUCUUCGGCGUCGAUGCGUGCGUCCCAUCAGAGCGGUGUCUCGGGCAUCGGACCGACCCGGGAUGCCCCUCUCCGCCCCUCCACACGUGGGCUGUGCCAGCUGCCCGCGCGCUCCCGCAGCGUCGCGACCCGCGCGGCGUCCGCCCAGGCGCAGGAGGGCCACGUCAUCGUGCGCUUCGAGGUCACGGUGGUGCCCAACGAGGAGGGCGUGGUCGUGGCGGAAGAUGUCAAGGUCACCGGCGGGGACCUCUGGCUGGGCGACUGGGACCCGUUCCGCGGCGCGCCGAUGCAGAAGGUCGGCGACAGCACGUUCCGCGUCGAGGUGCAGCUCCCGCUGAACCGCAAGGUCGAGUACAAGUACCUGUACACCACGUCGGACCAGGAGGUGGCCUGGCAGCAGGGCUUCAACAAGGUCAUUCACACGGGGCAAGGGCACCACGUGAUCACGCUCGAGGACGGCUGGGUCGGGUUCGAGACCCCGCACCCCGUGGGGAAGAAGAAGAGCAAGAAGGACCGCAAGCACGAGCACGAGGAUCACCACCACCAUCACGAGGAGCACCACGUGGGCGGGAACGGGCACGGGGGGCUGCCGGAGCCCGACCUGUCGGGGCUCGUCGGGCCGGAGGGCGACAAGAGCCCGCCGCAGUGGGCCCUCGACGCCGUGUGGUACCAGAUCUACCCGCUCGGGUUCCUGGACGCGCCGAUGCACGGCGGCGACCCCAACGCGCACGCGGGCGACCCGCCGCGGCUGGCGCGCCUGCACAGCUACUUCGACCACCUGCAGAGUCUGGGCGUGGGCGCGGUCCUGUUCAACCCGCUCUUCUUCUCCGACUCGCACGGCUACGACACCAUCGACUACUACCGCAUCGACCCGCGUCUGGGCUCCCUGGACGACUUCAAGGCCCUGGUCGACGCGUGCCACGACCGGGGCAUCCGCGUGGUGCUCGACGGCGUGUUCAACCACACGUCGCGGAACCACGUGGCGUUCAAGGAGCUGCUGGAGCGCCGCGGCGGCGGCGGCGGGCACUACGACGGGUGGUACAUCACGCAGGGGCACGGCGUGAUGGACCACGGCGACGGGUUCGCGUACAAGGGGUGGGAGGGCCACGGGCACCUGCCGGAGCUGAACAUCGAGGGGAACGAGGCGGCGAAGGAGUACAUCCACGACAUCGCGCGCUUCUGGCUGGGCCACAUUGGGGUGGACGGCUGGCGGCUGGACGUGGCGUACGAGAUCUCGCCGGCCUUCUGGCAGGAGUUCCGCAACGUGUGCCUCGAGGCGAAGCCGGACGCGAUCCUCAUCGGCGAGAUCAUCCACGGCGACUACAGGGAGCGCGUCAACGGGCGGUGCCUGCACUCGUGCACCAACUACCAGCUCUACAAGGCGAUCUGGAGCUCGAUCAUGGACAAGAACUACUUCGAGCUCGUGCACUGCUGGGAGCGCUGCGAGGACCACAACCCCGGCCUCACCCUCCUCAACUUCGUCGGGAACCACGACGUGAAGCGGAUCGCGUCGAUCCUGGGCGUCGGCGACCCGCUCGGGCGCGGCGUGGCCCGCUACAAGCUCGCGAUGGCGUUCAUGCUGCUCUGCAACGGCAUGCCGUGCAUUUACUACGGCGACGAGGCCGGCAUGCAGGGCGAGGCCGGCGGCCCCGAGGUCGGCUACGACGCCCCUCUGCGGCGCCCCAUGGUGCAGCCGUGGAACGGGGAGGGCAACGGGCCCGGGGAGUGGCCCGCGGGCGGCGCGGACACGUACCGCAUCACGAAGGCGCUGUGCCACAUCCGCCGGCGGCACAGCGGGCCGGACGCGGCGCUGAACCCGCACAACCGCAUGGUGAUCAUCAGCAACAGCAACCAGUGGCUGGCGUUCGGGCGCGGGGGCCUCGGGAAGGACUCGGUGAUCGUGCUGCUCAACUGCGGCGAGCGCUCGGUCGAGGUGGAGCUCAACGUGUCGGCCAAGGGGCUCGGGGAGGCCGGGCACACGUGGCGCGACUGCUGGAUGGAGAACCACGGCGAGCACUUCACCGUCGGGCCGAACGGACGCAUGCGCGCGGACAUCCCGGCGAUGGGCGUGAGGAUCCUCGAGGCCGUGUACUGA